Molecule: messenger RNA, 417 nt
Organism: Penicillium angulare
Lineage: Eukaryota; Fungi; Ascomycota; Eurotiomycetes; Eurotiales; Aspergillaceae
Product: cornichon family protein
Exons: 4
Coding region: 1-417 (138 amino acids)
Biological process (GO): endoplasmic reticulum to Golgi vesicle-mediated transport
Cellular component (GO): COPII-coated ER to Golgi transport vesicle; endoplasmic reticulum membrane
Source: RefSeq, a predicted model, not a curated record
AUGUCUGGUGAAGCAUGGCUCUAUCUUUUGUCGGUGUUGAUCAACGCCGUCAACCUGUUCCUGCAGGUUUUCUUCACGAUCAUGUACAGCGACUUGGAGUGCGACUACAUCAACCCUAUUGACCUCUGCAACCGUCUUAACGCCUACAUUAUCCCCGAAGCCGCUGUCCACGCUUUCCUGACCUUCCUAUUCAUUAUCAACGGCUACUGGCUGGCUAUUGUCCUUAACUUGCCUCUCCUGGCCUUCAACGCCAAGAAGAUUUACGAGAACCAGCACCUUCUGGAUGCGACUGAGAUUUUCCGCAAGCUCAAUGUGCACAAGAAGGAAUCAUUCAUCAAGCUGGGCUUCCACCUCCUGAUGUUCUUCUUCUACCUCUACAGCAUGAUUGUCGCUCUGAUCCACGACGAGGGACACUGA